This is a messenger RNA of Hippocampus comes (tiger tail seahorse), 2213 nucleotides long. RefSeq names its product syndecan 3 (gene sdc3). Lineage: Eukaryota; Metazoa; Chordata; Actinopteri; Syngnathiformes; Syngnathidae. Bases 773 to 2122 code for a protein of 449 amino acids. Gene Ontology annotation, biological process: cell migration. The record is from RefSeq and is a predicted model, not a curated record. The transcript is spliced from 5 exons. Gene Ontology annotation, cellular component: membrane; cell surface.
GCUACUGAGCACCUGCUCGGUUGCUAUGCAACCAUGAAAAUGAAAUCUGAUGGUCGAUGGUGCGUUUGACACAUCUUUCGUGCAUCAGUACGGGGGGGGCGGAGUAGUGAAAAGAAGGUGUGUACCGCCCCCCUGGGAAAAUAAAAAUAGUAACACUUUCUUGAAGAUUUAUCCUUCCAUAUGACGCCAACGUGAGUGGUGCGCUCGACACAACUGAACGGACAACAGUGAAGGGCGGUUCACAGUGACUUAGGUGUUUAACCGCCCCACUUGAAAAAAAAUUACCCAACUAACCAACGCCAAGAAGAAAAAAGAGCGGGAAGGCCUCCACUUCCGCUGUGGGUACCUGCUCGAGCUGCAGGGGGCAAUCCUCUUCCGCGGAACCCCCACUUCCUCCUACCCUCCCCCCUUCAGUCAACCCCUCCUCCCGACAGACUCGCGGUUCCAGGCGGCGUCUCCAUACGGAACAUCCUGCCUUCUGAGCGGCGAGGGGGGGAGGAGAUAGCGAGAGAGAGGAAAGACAGCCGGAGGGAGGCGAGACUAGCCAGUAAAGCCAUCAGGAGCGAGCGGAGAGGUGGCCUGGAACUCGAGAAGAGGAGGGGGACCUUCUUCUUCGUCCGGCUUCUUUUUUUGUGUGUGUGGAUUUUAAAAGGUUGGCCGGCGGCGCGCUCUGAAAGUUGGACCACAGACGGCUUCGACGACACCCCCUCGAAGGAGGCAGCGGCGGUUACCACCAACCGGGAGGCUGUGGCCGCGUAACCCGCUAGCGAGCAUGAGGCUGCUGCCCGGGUUGCUCUUGCUGGCGCUGGCCGCUGUGCCGGGGGCUUACGUACACGCGCAGGGACAGACGUGGUUGCCCGUCGAUGACGAAGGCUCGACGGCGGACGAGUUCUACGAUGACGAGGACCUCUACUCGGGAUCCGGCUCUGGAUUUCCCGACAUCAGCGUGAGGCCGACGUCACUGUCCGUGUCCUUCACCACGGAAGAUCCCAUCCCUAUGUCCACCACCCAGGCCACCAGUCCCGCACCCUCGGCCGCACCCGCGGCCGAGCCCAGCGCCGACCCCAACCCCGCCGUCGCCAUCACCGCCACUGCGACAAAAGCAACCACCACCACCACCACCACCGUCGCCGCCACCACCACCGUCGCCACCACCAGCGUCGCCGCUGCCCCUAUCACCACCGCUGCCACCCUCUUGCCGACAGAAACAGACGGCGAGAGCGGCUGUUUCUGGGAACUGGAGUUGGAGAAGGAGAAGGAGAAGCAGCUGGAGAGGGAGCGUGAGCGGGAACGGGAGCGGGAGCGGGUUCGAGAGUUGGAGCGCCAGCGGGAACGGGAGCGGGAGAGGGAACGGGAGCGCGAAAGAGAACGCGAACGAGAACGGCAACGAGAGCGGGAGAGGGAGCGAGAGCUGGAGCGCAUAAGAGCCGCCGCUGCUGCCGCUGCCGCUGCCGCCCAGACCACUGCCACACCCAAAUCCUUAGCUCCCAUCGCCGCGGUGACAACCGUACUGCCCACCGAAGAAGAGGACGUGUACCUGUCGCCGGAAGCCACGUCGCUUCACCCCAUCUCGGACGUGGACGCCACCACAGAGGACGACCUAUUCGCCACGGAGGAGCGCACCACCGCCACCCCGCCCACCACCACCCUCAAGACCAGGUUCCCCUUCAGGCCCAGGGUCCCCGUGGCGACUACCACGCUGAGGGCCCCCACGGAGAGAAGCACACGCCCAGCACAGCCAACGACGACGCCGGCACGUGCCGAGGAAGGCAACAACGAGGUGGCCGUCGUGGGGCCCAGCGGCGACUUCGAGAUCCGCGACGACCAGCGCAGCGAUCUUGGCCGCGCCCUGACGCCGGAGGAUCCGGAUCUGGUCGGCAACACGGUGGACGGCGGCAGCUCAGCCGCGCAGCUCCCGCAGAAAAACAUCCUGGAAAGGAAAGAAGUCUUGAUAGCGGUCAUCGUCGGUGGCGUGGUGGGCGCCCUGUUCGCCGCCUUCCUGGUCAUGCUGCUGGUGUACCGCAUGAAGAAGAAGGACGAGGGCAGCUACACACUGGAGGAGCCCAAGCAGGCCACCGUCACCUACCAGAAGCCGGACAAGCAAGAGGAAUUUUACGCGUAACGCAUGACCGCCGCCGCUGCCACGAGCGCCACGAUGACGCCAAGCCUCCUCUUCCUCCGCAUCGCUUUCCACCCUGCCCCCCCAUCCCCCA